Messenger RNA from Hippoglossus stenolepis (Pacific halibut), 4893 nucleotides. It is a transcript of the gene ccdc120b, whose product is annotated as coiled-coil domain containing 120b. The record is from RefSeq and is a predicted model, not a curated record. The transcript has 11 exons. Lineage: Eukaryota; Metazoa; Chordata; Actinopteri; Pleuronectiformes; Pleuronectidae. The coding region runs from base 649 to 2502 and encodes 617 amino acids.
GUGAGCGGCACUGGUGUGAGUGGAUGAACAGCCUGAGGGCACGUAACAUCUGGGCGGGGCAGCGGGGACAGCGGCUGUGUGUAAACCUAUGGUGUAAACACCGGGUUUCAUCCGGGGCAGGAGGGGACGAGGCUCUCUGCCCGAUCACAGCGGCUCGGCUCGGCUCAGAUGCGCAGCGGCCCGACGCAGCAGCAGCAGCAGCGGAGGAGAAGAAGAAGAAGAAGGAGGAGGAGGAGGAGGAGGUCUGGAGGCUGCUGGUGAAUUACAAUUGGGAUACGAGGCUACAAUGAACCAGAGGGGUUUUCACCACCGCGCGGUUUAGUCAUUAAUCGCCGUCUUCUCUGGGAUGGUUUCCUCCUGUGGUCCGACGCGGGGAUGAUUUUUCUCGGCUUGGUUUUGCCACAGAGGACCGCGGAGACCUCGGAAGGCAUCGGUCAUGCUCCCCGGAUCUGUCUCUAGAUUCCUGAGCUGAGCUGCACUGGAUCCCCCCGAUGCUACCUGGCGUAAUCAGAUCUAGGAGACACCCAUGUUUAUCUACUAUUGACUUCUUGGAAAUGCAACUACUGACUCUCCACCUAAAGUCAACACAUGGCUGAAACUGCAAGGUGAGGGUGUGGUUGGGAGCGUGAGUCCUCAGAAUUACAUCACAUGGAGGUCAAAGGACAUCUGAUCACAUCAAUGGGUUUGGGGGCUCCUGAUGUUCAAGGCAGCCAGGACAACAAGCUGCAGGCUGAGAGGAUUUCAGCUCUGCAAGAGAGAAAACAGGCCCUGGAGGCUCUGCUCAACACCAGAGUGGGAGAGCUCAAACAUGUCUGUCUGCAGGAAGCAGAGCUGACUGGAAAGUUGCCAUGUACUUUCCCCCUGGAGACUGGAGAGAAACCCCCGCUGGUGCAGCGCAGAGCUGGCCUGGGGCCCAACACCAAGGCAGAGGAUGAGGCUGCCCAAAGAAAGCAGAUGAAAGCCAUCUUCACUGGUGCUCUGUACAGACACUCGGAAUCAGACAGAAAUGUCCCAAAUAGCAAGAGGACAGUUCAUCGAGGGUGUCACACAGAGGACACAGUGAUGUCAGAGAGUACAAGCUCCAUGUCAGAUUCAACAUCCCAUGACAAUGAGUCUUCUCCCAGCGUGGCCACUGACCAGCGCUCUCUGUCUCAGCCCCGGCUCACUGUGGGCAGCCCCGACCACCGCAUCAGCAGGAAACUGUCUCCAGUAGAGAUUUACUAUGAGAUGAGGACACGUCGCAACUCUGUCACAAGCUCUGUCAGCCCAACUCACUCUUUACCGAGAAGUGCAUCUAACGUUGAAGGUAGAAGUGUUCCAGCGACUCCUCUUUUGGCGCGAACUGCUCCAAUCAGUGUUCAUGUCAGGUCGGAUGCGUCAGGGGGUAAUGGUUUGAAGCAGUGGUCUGGCAGCCUGGAUGUGCCAUACAUGAUUCCACUGGCACAGGAGGGCUCUUCUUCUGACCGCCGAAGCUGCCCAUACAGCUCCCGGGCCAGGCGCAGUAACAGCUCAGAGGCCCUGUUGGAUAGGUCGAGCCUCCCUGAUGACCCAGCACCCAGAAACGGGAUGCCCCCCAGAGGAGGGCCUUACAAGAGCUCAGAGACACUGACUGAUGGCAAGCUGCGACAGAUUCACUUCGGCAGCCCUGAGAGACAUGUGGACGGUUCUGUGGAUCAGGCCAAAAUGCGUCUCUCCAUGGGCGGCAGAGGGGCAGGGGGAGGCUACAAUGAGCUACUCAUGGACUAUAUCUGGGGGAAACAGCAGAGGUUGCAAGUGCAGCAGCAGUUGUACCAGUCCACAGGCAGGAUCUGGCAGGACAUACCCUCUCCUCGUUCCUCCACAGCAGUGGUUCCUCCCCAUGCCAAUGGUUUUUCUCAUUCCCAGGUGCAUCUCCCCAGCGCUGCACCUCCUUACAGCCCCAUGGUCCUCCGAGGGUCACAAGCUGAGCUGCGCAGGGUCAAAGUCACCAGAACAAAAUCUUGUGGACCUUUUAUUCCUUUGCAGCAACAUUCCCAGGAUGGAAUACUAUUGUCAGCAUAUGAGUCUCCCCUUCCUGCCUCUGGCACCACCACAUCUUCCAUCCCCAACCUGCACCCUUACCAGACUGAGCUGUCUGGCCCCUCCUUCAGUCGCAGAGCCCCACAGUUCUCUCUCCCGACACCAGAAGACUCAACUAGAAGCCUGCAUAAAGCCCUGGCUCUGGAAGGACUGAGGGACUGGUACCUGAGGAACGCUCUUGGUUAUCCACCGGCCGCCUCAAAGGGUCACGAGACGGGUAUCUCUCGCCUCUCACACCCCCACCCGUUGGUGCACCAGGCUCAGUCUGUCCAAGGUGAAGCAGCCAACCUCAACAGGCCUCAGAUACCCCAGUCAGCCAGCUUCCACGGUAUCCCAAUGCAUGGAAGGUCGAUGGAGUUUUCUCUCUAUCAGGAGACUCCUCAACAACAGAUGCAAGAGGUGACCCCAAAGGAACCGAGUGCAGACCCAGGCACCCUAGUCUGACGCAGCAGAACACACACACACACACACACACACACACACACACACACACACACACACACACACACACACACACACACACACACAAAGUACAGUAUAUCAUGAGCAAAAACACUGUAGCCUCACACUCACUUACACAGACAAAUUGAUACAAUGUGACCUCAAUUGCAAAGCAAAACAUGGCGACCUCAGCAGAAAGAGACUGUAGUAAAUGACAAACUGUAGCUGUGCAGUGUGAAAAAGCCUUGGCAAGUUCCCCGUCUUACAACUGAUUCCACCAGUAUGAAAUUAAACCCAGUGUUCUCAUGCGGAUGUACGCUGGUGUUACAGAUUAUCUACCAACAAUAUGGUUAUGCUGUUCUACAUAUAUCGACAUUUCUGGUCCAACACAAGCAGUGAAUCCUUCCUUAUAAACCCUGAAAAGUCUCCUGAGAUAUACUUUUUUACAGAAUAUAUACAGUCUAAAUCACUAUUUUGUAUCUUCUGAGAUAUAAAGAACAGUUAUAUUAAAGAGGUAAUUUAUUUCUCAUUAAUCGUGUGAUGUAUAAAGAUGUUAUAUGAGCUCACGUCAUCUCAAAACUAUUAAUACAUGCCGGUGAAUGUGUGUUUGUAAACUAUACAAAACGCAAAAAACAUACUUCAGUCCUCAUCUGUUGUUACUUUCACAGCCAUUUGUAUUUUUCAUGUUUGAUAAAUGAAACGGGCCAUGAACUAUAGCAUAACUGAUGUAGCAGGACGGGAGUGCCUAAAAAGUUUUAAUAUCAAAACUAAACCAUGGUUGGAAAACUUUAAAGUGCUUUCUAAUAAUCUGAAAUGCUAGCAUUAAGCCUCUGUGAUUAGCCUAUCACGAUGUGAAAGCAGUUCACGAUGUCAGAGUGGGGGUGUUUGGAAUGAUGUCAUAUAUUGUGAUUUUUUUCUGUUUUUGUUUUCUAGAUUCAGCUCGAUGCUGGCUGAUAAAUGUAGCUUUCUCUGUGCUGACCUUCCACCAAAAAGAAAAAUUAGACCAAUUUCAGGAAAAACCUGAGGGCUGUAAUGAGACCUACUGUAUGGCAGUAGCACAUGACUGUAUGACGAUAAUUUACUCAUAUCAAAUUAUAUUUUUCUGCAUUUACUUGUGGAGGAUUUGAGCAUCAUACAGAGCACUUUAUGAACAUCUUAAGCCUUAAUUCCUUAUGAAAUUGUCCCCAUGAGAGAUGACCGGCAGUAGGAAGGUGAAGACAGGGGUUAUAAAGGGGCUAGUGAGUUUUGUCAGCAUCUGCUGAAGGUCUAUUGGAGUGUUAGUCUGUAUAUAGCGUGGAUUGUACUGAUGAGUUUCAAGCUGAUAUUUUAUUCCCAUACUAAUAUUGUAAUUUUCAAACUAACCCACAAAAUACAUAUUUAAUCACAAUAACCUCCCCCUAUCCUUCCACCCCCAAGUGAGCACUAUUUAAUUGGUUGUAAAAAAGUGAGGUUGAUGGUGUGGAGAGAAUAGAACUGCUGCAGUAUUGAAUGACGGUGUGAGCAGGUCUCAUACCAGUACAUUUGUUUAUGAGAGUUCAUGCUUGCUGACUUUUGUAUUUGUAAUGAUUUUGACUCAUUUCAUAUGUUUGUUUUUUGUGCUGUUUCAAAAAAAAAUUAACAAUACCAAUUUUUAAAAAUCUGAGUAGUAGGUCAUAAUAUAUUUUAAGAGUCUUACGGUCUUGGUAGCCUCAUUGUAAAAUUGAGAGAAAUUGGUUCAAGAAACAAAAUCUUCAAGGAAACUGAAAAUAUUUAUCUCGAUGUAAACAGAACGUACACAUUAAGCAUUUUUUUUCCCCCUUUUAAUGUACUUGAUCUUUGGACAUUUAGGGCCCAUUUGAAUGUAGUUCUUAAUGUGUAUCAUAUGUGAUGUUUUCUACUGUUGCAUUCACUGUAGCACAGCACAGAAUGUGACCUGGUUUCUUCUGCUGCCCGAUGUGUUCACAUCCUCUCAUUAUCCAGAUUCAUAGAGCUUCUUCCAGCUGGUGAAAACCUGAAAUCAAAGACCAAACUGCUGUGCACUGGGGGUCGUAAAUGUAUUUUUCAUAUAAUGUACUCUGUAAGUUUAAAAUAAAUUAUAUAAAUUUAGCUCUGAAGCAAAUUUAUUCAAACUAUACUAUAUUUAAUAACAUAUAACAUUUUGUAGCUAUCUACUGUAGCUCUUCCUCAUCAGUGCGGGAAUCGGUAAUCUGUGUUUCAAAACAUUUCAUCAGCAGUGUGACGUGUCAAUAUUUGAUUAUUCCGAUUUUUUUUUUAAAGAUACUUAAGUGCAGCUGUUUACUUUUUCACUCCUCUUUAUAACUAGACCUAUGGAAUAUGACUAAAUGGGUCUGUCCUAUACUGUAUGUAUGAGAUUGUGCAUUCAUUCUACUAAAUAAAGUGUCAUGUUGAAAUCAA